AUGGCCUACGUUAUGCCCUCAACUGAGAAGCCAUCUGCUCUUCCAAAGAUUGACGGCAACAACAGUGCCAAGGAGGCUCUCGUAGCCGUCAGUCUUAUUGAAGAUUCUCCACGCCUAAGCAUCCCUGAAUAUACUGUCAUUGAUGGAUGUUGUGUCUGGCAUUGGAAGGAUGGACUAUCUGAAGCUGAAGGCUGGAUCGUCAUUGACUCACCCUUGCCCACGGCCUCUGGUGGUGGGUUGUUUCUACAUGAGCGGACAACGUUUAACGAAGUCCGCGAUGUAGCCCGCUCCAUGAGCGCCAAGCUGGGUGUGAGUUCUCAGCCCCAGAUUGUUGGGGCUAAAGGCGGUGUUCGAUUCUCUCCAGAACACCCCGAGGCCCCUUAUGUUCUGGAGCGUUUUAUUCGCGAUAACGCUGGUGUUGUUGCCCAGUACUGGGGGACGGGAGCAGAUAUCAACACCGACCAUGCCAUCAUUGACGGACAUGCCAGGAAGUACUGUACACCAGGCACUACAACUGCACUAGACGCACUCUGUACUUCACUCGGCUGUGCUGGCUCGUCCCCCUCUGAUGUUGCCAUUCUUCUCAAAGAGACUGUCAAUGACUCUGGAUGGACCCUGGAAGAAUAUUGUGUUGGCUAUGUCAUGGCUACCACUCUCAAAGAGCUUCUUGCUUACACAAAGCCGGAUCUGAUUGGCCAGGUCCGUUUGGUGAUUCAGGGCUUUGGAUGUGUUGGAACCACCUUUGCCCUUGCUGCCAAGCAACUCGGCAUCGGUCGAAUUGUAGGCAUCUCCAGUCAGUAUGGGUUCCUGAUCGACGAUGAUGGGAUCGAUUGUGCUGCUAUUGACAGGGCUCGUCGCGUCGCUGUCGAGAAUCACAACCUCCAGGGUUAUGAUCCGAGAAGUUUCGAGGCCGGGCUCAGCCAAGUUGAGCUACAAUCUGACCGAUAUACCUUACGUGAGACCGCAUUCACUGAAGAGCAACACCUUCUCAAUUUUCUCGCCCGUGCCAGGGGAGAGGUAUUUGUUCCUUGCGCUCAGAGAUAUAUUUUGACUCCGAGUGUUAUCUCUACCCUGGCUCAUGACACCUUCGACCAAGCUCUUCCCGGAUCUCGUUUUAUCAUUGCCGGGGCCAACAAUGUCUUCAGUUCAAGAGAAUCCUUAGAAGAUAUCUUGAAUCAGCUUGACACUGCGUCAAUUUACAUGCUUCCAGAGUGGGUCACCAAUUCAGGAACUGCAAAUCUCUUCAUGCGAGCUUGCAGUGGCCUCGCCCUGAAACGCUUUGCCACAUCCAACCUGGAAGCAUCUGCUCGUGAUACCAAAGUCUUUGUUCGUACAGUUCUUUCCAAGACUGGAUAUCAGGAGGGUAAUCAUUCUGUGUGGCAGGCAUGUCAAGAUCUAGUUGCCACCCGAAGAGAAGUUGGCUCAGUGAAUCUACUCGGAGUCAAGCGAAUGGCCCAUCUGACUUUGAAAACGACCAACGUCAAGCGGGCUAUUGAGGCAAUCAAAACACUUUACAAUGCCAAGUCAAAUCAUGACGGAAGUUUAUUUCAGCUUCCAGGAUCAGACGACCCGACAGUUAGUAUCGUCAAGGUUCCCGACGACGCCUCCCCAGCCGAUGUUGGCUUGUUUAUGCACUUUUCCGUGUACAACUUAGCAAAGGCUCGCGAGACCCUUCAAGCGGAGGCAGCUUCUUUUGAAGAGCGAAAUUCUGAGGACGGAUCGGUUGAACUUGGUCUUGAUCAUGAGCAAACUGGAUAUCACAUAAGUCUUCGCCAGGCACCACCUGAAGAGCCGUCAAAUGCUACUUUUACUGGUUCUCCCCAUGUGUUGAAUUCUGUUGUUGGCUCAACCCACCAGCUCGAUCAUUAUGCUUCCAUCAUGCCCAAUACUGCUAAGGCGAAAGUGUUUCACGAGCGAAUGUUGGGCUUUACGCAUAUUCGCACGUUCACUGUCAACGCUGGCUCCGCUCCCGACGGCCAAGAUGACGGAUUGAUGCACGUUAUGGGGCUUCCACACGAUCAGCAGCGUGUAGUCAUACUUACUGAGGGGCUAACCCCUAAUUCUGUCUUUUCCAAAUCAAUGAGGCGUAAAUGCGGAGGAUAUGUUCAUCAUAUUGCUUUAGAAGUCGACAACGUGGAUGCGAUCUUUACCGAAGUAAGAGGAAGAGGUUGGAAUACUACUGCAGAUGAGCCAAGUUUCGACUUGGCUACCGGCCUUCGGCAGUUCUUCUUGAAGGAAGACGAAGCUGGUGCUAUUUUGGAGUUCAUUGGACGAGGAGACUCACCUGGGAUGAAAGAGCCUGAGAUCAAAAUAGUCUCGAACGAUGCUCAUCCGGAGGCCAAACUCACAAACGCUGACGCUGAUUCUAACGUCAUUGGGCAAUCAAAUGGCGCAGGGAGAUACUCUGGGCAGGGAGAGUUUCGCACGGACAAUAUCGUUGCUUUGGCUCGCUCCUUGGAUAUUUAA
Molecule: messenger RNA, 2466 nt
Organism: Fusarium sp. VM40
Lineage: Eukaryota; Fungi; Ascomycota; Sordariomycetes; Hypocreales; Nectriaceae
Source: the annotation of a GenBank genome assembly